GGGAUCCGCGGGAGGCGCAGCCGGCGCCGGAGGAGAGGCGGAGGCAAAGUCCCAUGCGGAGGGCCAGGAGAAGUUCGAGAAGUUCCAGGUCUAACUCGCCGAGAGAGUCAAGGAGCAAAUCACGGAGCAAAUCGCCCUGGAAAACCUAUUGGAAUCCCAAGGAGGAGUCCAAGACUCGCUUUCUGCGGUCGACGCGGUCCGCAAAGCUCGAACGGCGCUUUCCCGAAGAAGCCGUGAUCUGGCAGGAGUUGAGUCCCGUCUCCAAAGCCCAGCGAGGAGAAAACACGCGCGGCGUUUCUUCGGAAGCGGGACGGAGACCCCCGUCCGCCUCAGCAUCACUGAGCAGACAGGACAAGUCGCCCCAAAGCAGAGACUGGGAGACAGUUCCGCCAAAGCUCCCGGUGAACUGGGACUCGACAGGACGUCGCUACGCAUGUCACAACGACCUCAUCAGUGAGCCACUGCUGGGAGAGAUGUUGUUGGAUGCCGCAGCCAAAGGUGAUGUGCUGCAAGUCCGAGGCAUACUUGAUCAAGCAGAGCUGGACCAGCAAAAUGUCGCCUCCGUUCUGGCGUCUCGAGACUUUGACGAUCGCACGCCUCUGCACUGGGCAGCACGGCAGGGGCAUUUGGAGGUCUGUGAUUUGCUCCUCCGCAAGAAAGCGGAUGCCCUUAGCACGUCAGGUCCCCCACUGGCCACCCCGCUGAUGCUGGCGAGCCUCCACGGGCACGCUGGCGUGGUGCGGCGGCUGCUGGGCACCUCGUCGGCUUCAAAACAGCUGCAGAGCUGCGAUGCCAAAGGAAGGAAUGCUCUCCAUUUGGCUUGUUGUAGCAAGUCGCAAGUCUUGCAGCUCUUGCUGCACGUGCAACCUGAGCUUCUACAUUCUCAGGACAAGCUGGGUCGCAAUCCUCUGUACUAUGCUUUGGGCAAUCCCGUACCAGAGGAGCAGUGGGAGAUCUUGAAUACCUUGUUGCUGGGGAAGUGUUGUGCACACCAGGUGGAUUAUUUGGAUCGAAGUCCACUUUGGUAUGCUGUACAUGCAGGUGCUGUCAACUCUACAGCCUUGAUGUUGCGCCUAUCACCUGACAGGCCGCCUGAAGUUGCUACAAGCUCAAAGACACGGCACGAUUUAGAAAGACCAAAGCCUGAAAGCCAACCGAAGCCUGAAGAGUCCAAGGCGGAGGAAAAGAAGGAUAAGCCCAAGCCUGAUGCCAAGCCUGAAGAGCCCAAGGCGGAGGAAAAGAAGGAUGAGCCCAAGCCUGAUGCCAAGCCUGAAGAGCCCAAGGCGGAGGAAAAGAAGGAUGAGCCCAAGCCUGAUGCCAAGCCUGAAGAGCCAAAGGCGGAGGAAAAGAAGGAUGAACCCAAGCCUGAUGCCAAGCCUGAAGAGCCCAAGGCGGAGGAAAAAAAGGAUGAGCCCAAGCCUGAUGCCAAGCCUGAAGAGCCAAAGGCGGAGGAAAAGAAGGAUGAGCCCAAGCCUGAUGCCAAGCCUGAAGAGCCCAAGGCGGAGGAAAAGAAGGAUGAGCCCAAGCCUGAUGCCAAGCCUGAAGAGCCCAAGGCGGAGGAAAAGAAGGAUGAGCCCAAGCCUGAUGCCAAGCCUGAAGAGCCCAAGGCAGAGGAAAAGAAGGAUGAGCCCAAGCCUGAUGCCAAGCCUGAAGAGCCCAAGGCGGAGGAAAAGAAGGAUGAGCCCAAGCCUGAUGCCAAGCCUGAGGAGCCAAGGCGGAGGAAAAGAAGGAUGAGCCCCAAGCCUGAUGCCAAGCCUGAAGAGCCCAAGGCGAGAGGAAAAGAAGGAUUGAGCCAAAGCAUGAUGCCAAGCCUGAAGAGCCAAGGCGGAGGAGGAAAGAAGAUGAGCCCAAGCCUGAUGCCAAGCCUGAAGAGCCCAAGGGAGGAAAAGAAGGAUGAGCCCAAGCCUGAUGCCAAGCCUGAAGAGCCCAAGGCGGAGGAAAAGAAGGAUGAGCCCAAGCAUGCGGAGGAAAAGAAGGAUGAGCCCAAGCCUGAUGCCAAGCCUGAAGAGCCAAAGGCGGAGGAAAAGAAGGAUGAACCCAAGCCUGAUGCCAAGCCUGAAGAGCCCAAGGCGGAGGAAAAAAAGGAUGAGCCCAAGCCUGAUGCCAAGCCUGAAGAGCCAAAGGCGGAGGAAAAGAAGGAUGAGCCCAAGCCUGAUGCCAAGCCUGAAGAGCCCAAGGCGGAGGAAAAGAAGGAUGAGCCCAAGCCUGAUGCCAAGCCUGAAGAGCCCAAGGCGGAGGAAAAGAAGGAUGAGCCCAAGCCUGAUGCCAAGCCUGAAGAGCCCAAGGCAGAGGAAAAGAAGGAUGAGCCCAAGCCUGAUGCCAAGCCUGAAGAGCCCAAGGCGGAGGAAAAGAAGGAUGAGCCCAAGCCUGAUGCCAAGCCUGAGGAGCCAAAGACGGUUCCUGCUCUACCAAAUGUGCCACAUGUGCUUGCACUGGAAACGCCAAGAAGCUAUGUGGACCCCGUGCCGGUGCUCAAAACA
Molecule: messenger RNA, 2480 nt
Organism: Cladocopium goreaui
Lineage: Eukaryota; Dinophyceae; Suessiales; Symbiodiniaceae
Source: the annotation of a GenBank genome assembly